ACAAAGAAUCUCCCGCGGCCCGAAGUUUUUCGAGCACUCCCGCCAUGAAUCAGCCUUCGAUUAGCGCCCUUAUCGGGACGUUAUCAGAUAAGAUGUGGUCGAAUGGGGGCUCGGGGGGUCUUGGGGGUGUUUUGUCGUUAAUUGCUGGGAGAUUUUACGGGAGAUUUGGGUCGCUGAUGACGCUCGGGUGGCGGUUCGUGUGGACUUCGGGCCAAUCGAGCUGUCAGGGAGUUGUUGAGUGAAAAUCCGAGCUGUCAGGGCGAGAGGUUAGUUUUUCAGGCAGACAAAUCAUCUUUGGGGCGCGUUUUCUGAGCACUGAGAGGGCGGAAUCCCACAGCGAGACAGUGAAGUGAUUGCGUGCGUGCGAGGGACAGUCAGGGUACAGGACAGAGAUGCAGGCUAUCAAGUGUGUGGUCGUGGGCGACGGAGCCGUGGGUAAGACCUGCCUCCUCAUCAGCUACACCACGAACGCCUUCCCGGGCGAGUACAUCCCCACCGUGUUCGACAACUACUCCGCCAACGUGAUGGUGGACGGGAAGCCCAUCAAUCUGGGCCUGUGGGACACAGCCGGACAAGAGGACUACGACCGCCUCCGGCCGCUGUCCUACCCACAGACGGACGUCUUCCUCAUCUGCUUCAGCCUCGUGAACCCGGCCUCGUUCGAGAACGUGCGCGCCAAGUGGUUCCCGGAGGUGCGUCACCACUGCCCCAGCACUCCCAUCAUCCUCGUGGGCACGAAGCUGGACCUUCGCGACGACCGCCAGACGGUGGAGAAGCUGCGCGACAAGAAGCUGGCGCCCAUCACUUAUCCGCAGGGCCUGGCCAUGGCGAAGGAGAUCGGCUCGGUGAAGUACUUGGAGUGCUCCGCCCUCACCCAGAAGGGCCUCAAGACCGUCUUCGACGAGGCCAUCCGCGCCGUCCUCUGUCCAGUCCUCCAGGUCAAGUCCAAGCGGAAGUGCGUCCUUCUCUAAGGCGCGCCUCGCCACGCCCGCCGGACAGCGCACACUUCUAAUCAUCUAACUUAAGGUAAUAUCAACAUUUUACCCACAUUAUUUCUCAAUUAAUCCCCGCGCGCGCGACCCAAAAUGCAUUGACAGAGAGGCAAAUCAGUAUCACAGCAUCCCCAUUGUCUAAGUAAGUAACAUGGAUACAAUUUUAUAUUAAAAGAAGUAGUGAAGAAAAAAAUACACCUUUUUUAUCUCCGAAAAAAAAGGCGCAAGAGCAUUAUUUUUAUUCAUGGUAAUAAUACAAUAAAAGUGUAAUUGAUGUUGGACAAAUUGUAUCGAGGGAAAUGCAAAUUAUGUUGAAUGUUAUGACUAAUAAAUGAAAUGAUAUUGAGAAUA
This is a messenger RNA of Phlebotomus argentipes, 1343 nucleotides long. It is a transcript of the gene Rac1, whose product is annotated as ras-related protein Rac1. NCBI's taxonomy places the organism in Eukaryota, Metazoa, Arthropoda, Insecta, Diptera, Psychodidae. The record is from RefSeq and is a predicted model, not a curated record. Gene Ontology annotation, molecular function: GTP binding; GTPase activity; protein kinase binding. Bases 393 to 971 code for a protein of 192 amino acids. Gene Ontology annotation, biological process: regulation of actin cytoskeleton organization; small GTPase-mediated signal transduction; cortical cytoskeleton organization. The transcript is spliced from 2 exons. Gene Ontology annotation, cellular component: plasma membrane; cytoplasmic vesicle; cell projection.